Molecule: messenger RNA, 1167 nt
Organism: Hansenula anomala
Lineage: Eukaryota; Fungi; Ascomycota; Saccharomycetes; Phaffomycetales; Wickerhamomycetaceae
Gene: RML2
Product: mitochondrial 54S ribosomal protein uL2m
Exons: 1
Coding region: 1-1167 (388 amino acids)
Biological process (GO): cytoplasmic translation
Cellular component (GO): large ribosomal subunit; ribosome
Molecular function (GO): structural constituent of ribosome; RNA binding; transferase activity
Source: RefSeq, a predicted model, not a curated record
AUGUUCUUCAGGGGAAUAGCCACCAAGAUAAUACCGAAGAGCAGCUGGACAGCCUCCAUAAGGCUGGCCUCCACCGCUGCUCCUGCCACUGAGCAACCAACUGCUGCUGCUGCUGAAGUUGCUGUUGCUGCUAAACCACCUUCAAUCCAACAAUUAAUCAUUAUCCCUCCAAGAGAUGCUGAUCUAACAGAAUUAGAAAAACAAGAUCAAACCAUCAAGAGACGUCGUAAAUUAGCUAAGGAAAUCGUUCAAUUGAAAAGAUAUAAACCAACAUCACCGGGUGUUAGAUGGUAUAGAGCACCAAUCUACCCACAUUUAUGGAAAGGUAAUCCAUAUAGAGCUUUAACUAUACCUAAAAAGAAACAUGGUGGUAGAAACAACACUGGUCAUAUUACCGUCAGAGGUAGAGGUGGUGGUCAUAAACGUCGUAUUAGAUUGAUUGAUUAUUCAAGAGAAGAGUCAGGUCCUCAAGAAGUGUUGAGAAUUGAAUAUGAUCCUGGUAGAACUGCUCAUAUUGCCUUGUUGAAGAAUUUAGAAACUGAUAAAAAAUCAUACAUCAUUGCUUCUGAUGGGUUAAGAGCUGGUGAUAUCGUGGAAAGUUUUAUGCAAGGUAUUCCUGAAAGAUUAAUGAAAGAAAUGGGUGGUAAAAUUGAUCCAGCUAUUUUGGCUGCUAAGACUAAUCAAAAGGGUAAUUGUUUACCAUUAAGAAUGAUUCCAAUUGGUGCUACAAUUCAUAACAUUGGGUUAUUAAACAAUGCUCCAGGUAAAAUGUGUAGAGCUGCUGGUACUUAUGGUAGAUUGAUGCAAAAAUUACCAGAAAAGAAAAAAGCUAUUGUUAAAUUACAAAGUGGUGAACAUCGUUAUGUUCAUCUUGAUAGUUGUGCCACUUUAGGAAUUGUUUCCAAUAUUGCUCAUCAACAUUUAAGUCUUGGUAAAGCUGGUAGAUCAAGAUGGAGAGAUAGAAGACCAAAAGUUCGUGGUGUUGCCAUGAAUACUUGUGAUCAUCCUCAUGGUGGUGGUAGAGGUAAAUCUAAAGGUAAUAGAAACUCUGUUUCUCCUUGGGGUCAAUUGGCUAAAGGUUAUAAAACAAGAAGAGGUAAAAACCAAAACAGAAUGAAGGUUAAAGAUAGACCAAGAGGUAAAGAAGGUAGAAAGAUAAGACAAUGA